This is a messenger RNA of Cherax quadricarinatus, 2896 nucleotides long. Its product is annotated as carboxypeptidase N subunit 2. The record is from RefSeq and is a predicted model, not a curated record. NCBI's taxonomy places the organism in Eukaryota, Metazoa, Arthropoda, Malacostraca, Decapoda, Parastacidae. Gene Ontology annotation, molecular function: protein binding.
GCGAGCGCGGACGUGGCAGCACUCCUCCCCUGAUUCCUUGUGAGUGGCGACUCCAACUCACUCCUCCGAAAUAUAUUCCGCCUUUCCGAUCUGUUUUCCUGUGAAAUUGAUCGUGUUUGUGCAGUUCUUCAACCGUGGAUAAAACGCAAUGGCUAUCUAAAAGUCCAGAUAGAUGGUUCUUUUGAGAUGACAGUGAUUAUUAAUGAGAUAUUCAGAUGAAGUUUUAACUUGAGGCAUUUUGCCUGACUGAGGAAGGUGCCGUGGAGUGGUACACAGAUCAACAGCCGAGUGCCUAAGGAAUUUGAUCAAUUAAUUCAAAGGUUACUACCCCAAGCGACAUUUUUUCUGCCCUUGGGGAGCAGUAUAAAUCGUUGGGAUGAUCAGAGUAAGAUAGCCAGAAUCAGCCGUCCAGUGAUACAACCACUAUUUUCUUGUCAGAGAUGGCGCUAGUGUUGCUGUUGCUGCUAUGGUCGUUCGUGGCAACGUCGUGGGCGUGUCCUAGAGAGUGCCGUUGUUCCCUAGACGAGCGUGGGCGGCGAGGCAUCCGGUGCGAGUCCGGGGGAAUGAGAGACCCUCUGCCUGUUAUGAACAUGGGCACCGAAACAGAACUGCUGUUGAUUUCGGCGCCGCCCGGUAAUCCCAACAGCUUCACACUGGGACCCAUCUUCAAGGGACUGCGGCGGUUGGAGGAGGUGCACAUCACUUACUCAGGGAUCCCGGCUCUUGGUGCCCACUCCUUCUGGGGCCUCCAUCGUCUUCACGUCCUUAACCUUACUUAUAACCACAUCUCCGCCCUCAUGGACACAAACUUCCGUGGGGCGGAUGCUUUGCGCCACUUAGAUCUGAGUCAUAAUCGCAUCCAGUCUGUACCGUCGGCAGUCUUCCGUCACGUGCGCCAUCUCCGCACACUUACCCUAGCCAGCAACAUGAUUCCCGAACUAGUGCCAAGGAUCUUCUUCGGACUUGCAAGACUAGAGCGUCUUGAUCUAAGUCAUAAUCCCCUUGGUGACCUGCAGCCAGAGCGGUUUACUGACGUGCCAGAGCUGCGGCAGCUCUCUUGUGCUGGUUGCCACCUCAGCUCUAUCAGUAGUACACUUCUGCAGACUCUACCACAGCUGCGUGAUCUUGACCUCAGAAAUAAUCGCCUAACGCAAGUGCCUCUCGGAAUAGCCUCCACUGCUCUACCCCAUUUGGUCACUCUUAGACUUGACGGAAACCAUCUUUCCUUUGUGGAAAAAGGAGCUAUUUCUGGUUCACCUUUGACAUCUCUUCACCUUGCUCACAACCGUAUUAGUCGUCUGGAAAUUAAUGCCUUUGCUAAUAGUUCCAUUAAGCACCUUGACCUGUCAUACAACCGUCUGUCUCACCUUGAGCCCGGCGCCCUAGAAGAUACGCUUCACCAGUUACACGAGAUCCAACUAUCAGGCAACUCACUUCACGUGGACCAGCUUCUCACUGUGUUGCCAAAGGCCCGUCAGCUGCGCCGGUUAGGUCUAGGCGACAUGGGUCUAACUAGAUUACCACCGGAACUUCUACGACACUCUCGCCAUCUUCACCAUCUCAACGUGUCGGCAAACUACCUAACAACUUUUUCUACAGAGGUUCUGUUUAACGCACCCCAUUUAAGAUCUCUUGACCUCUCCCUCAACAGUUUCCGGGGGCUUGACGAUGCCUUCUUCGAGUCCGUGACCUCUGCCACUGAGCUUCGUACUCUUCGCUUGGAGGGCAACCCGUGGCAGUGUGACCAGUGCCACGCAGGGCCGCUGUUGCGCUGGCUCCAGGAUGCGCCUGACCAGGAGUCUGGGUGUGACGAGCCUCGCGUGUGGACCUGUAUCAAGUGCAUUGGUCCUCGAGGCGUAGCUGGAGUAGUUCUGUCCCUCCUACCACCAGGUGACCUCCCAGCCUGCCCUUUCACAACGCCAUCAGCUCUCGCAGUCUGGCCUACCUGGAUAGAACCAUCGCUCGACGUGAUGACCGACGAACCUGAGCUACCUCGGGGACAACUGACACGGCAAGAAGACAUUGAUAUAGGAUGGUCAGUAAAGAAAAUGAUGCGAGAGGAAAUCUAUUUGGUCAUUGUGGCUGGAUGUGUCCUCGUUCUUCUUCUGCUGGCACUCAUUAUAGUCGGCAUCGUAUUGUACAACCGGCAUUCUGCCUUCUACUAUACGUAUGAGGAUGACCCAGACAAAAAGCAAAAACUAAUGAGGUUUAAGGAGAGCAAAAACAACAACAGCACUCCAACCAAGAUGCCUGCCAAAGGCCAACUUGACGCCACCAUUGCCACUAUUGAUGAGAUGACGGAUAUUGAUGGAUCUCAAGAGGUGUUAGAGGAAGGCCAAAACCACGCCCCAAAUCAUUCCCCGGCCAUUGUGAGCAACCAUAGCCCAGCUAUUGUUCAAAUCACACUCCAAAUCACACGCAAGCUAUCAACCACAUUCACGAAGAGACCCAUACACCAGAUCAGCCACAAUCACACUCCUCCCCCCAGUCAACCCAAUCAAAAAACAUCCCUUGGGGAAAACCCGACCCAGCAGUCCAACCCUUUAGUAUGACUUUUUCGGGUGUAGGUGCAUUUAUGGAGAAAAUAUCUGUUUCUGAGGCAAGCCUCUGAAAGAAACGGUCUCGAGUGUAAGUGCAUUCAGCAAUUUCUCUCAUACCGAAUUCUUCCUGAACUGGUAGGGCUGUGAAGACUGCGACUAUGCUGAUGAUGUUAUGCAGUCGUGCUUUCUGGUACAGAGCGGCAGGGAAUGCGCGCGUGCCGCCAGUUUUUAAAUGUUUCAAAUUCUUGUUGGUGUUCCUGAUGGAAAUUGUGUUCCAUUCAUGAUGGCGAUUAUUUACUAUGAAACUGAUCUCCUUGGACUUUCCGGCUUCUUAAUUAAAGAGAAAGUGUAUUAUC